AUGCACAUGACGUUUUUGGCGGCUUCGUUGAUCUUUUUCUGCGACUUAGCGUCUCCUCCUGCGGCCUUUGCGUUUCGCUCUCGCUUCUGCUGUGCUCUGGAGGGGUUUGAUCGGAAGGGGAAACGGAUCAAGAAAGCAUGUGUUAAUGUCUUGUCAUCACCUUGCUCCGAAGGUGGCCGAAACGACGACGACUUACUUUGCGCCGUUACCCAUCGUGAGGUGUCGUUCGAAUCGUUGAUGAGAAGAGAUGAAGAAGAGCACGUUUUUCUCUAUCAAGACCCUGAAAUCCCUGAGCCCGCCUGCAAGUUUUCUUCUGAGACCCAGCGGUAA
This is a messenger RNA of Pseudozyma hubeiensis SY62, 330 nucleotides long. RefSeq lists its product as hypothetical. The record is from RefSeq and is a predicted model, not a curated record. Lineage: Eukaryota; Fungi; Basidiomycota; Ustilaginomycetes; Ustilaginales; Ustilaginaceae. Bases 1 to 330 code for a protein of 109 amino acids. The transcript is spliced from 2 exons.